Molecule: messenger RNA, 2007 nt
Organism: Onychostruthus taczanowskii (white-rumped snowfinch)
Lineage: Eukaryota; Metazoa; Chordata; Aves; Passeriformes; Passeridae
Product: phosphatidylinositol 4-kinase beta-like
Exons: 7
Coding region: 475-1920 (481 amino acids)
Biological process (GO): phosphatidylinositol-mediated signaling; phosphatidylinositol phosphate biosynthetic process
Cellular component (GO): cytoplasm; membrane
Molecular function (GO): 1-phosphatidylinositol 4-kinase activity
Source: RefSeq, a predicted model, not a curated record
CCGCACCGCCGCCGGUUCCCCCGCGGCCUCCUCCAGCCGCUCCGCCCGGUGCCCCCGGCGGUUCCGCGGCCCCUCCUCCUCCUCCUCCUCCUCCUCCUGCUCGGCCUCGUUCGGCUCCGUGGCGCAGGAGCGGGCAGGAAAUGGCCUUUCCGUGGCUUUGCUGCUGAUUGCCGGCUGUUUUUCCGCCUCUCCCCGCAGCAGCCGCCGGUGCCCGGGAUGAGCCGCCCGCGCCGGCCGCAGGGCCGGGCUCGCCGAGCGGAGCCUCGCGGGAUGGGAUCGCUCCAGUGUUUCUAAGGUUUUGGAGUUGUUCCUGGCGUGGAUCCCGUGGAUCUGCUGGAAACAGUCCCUGAUUUCUUCCUUGGAAUUCUGAGUGGGAUUUCAGGGCUGUGCUCCUGGAAUUCCUGGGUGAUCCCUGCUCCAGAUUUCCUGGAUAAUUUAUGAUCCCACAGUUCAGGCUCUGAGCCCCUCCUCAGCAUGGGCGACUCGGCGCUCGGGCAGAGCCCCCCGGAGCCGGGCGCUGCCGGCUCCUCGCUCAGCGUCAUCACCGAGGGCGUGGGCGAGCUGGCCCUCAUCGACCCCGAGGUGGCCAAGAGGGCCUGCGAGGAGGUGCUGGAGAAGGUCAAGCAGCUGCACGGCUCCGCCGCCGAGGCGCUUCCCAACGGGGAGAGCUGCCCCAUCCGCUGCCUGGACGACCCGCCCGGCUCGCGCAUCCAGGAGGAGGAGGAGGAAGGCUCCGGCGCGGCCAGGACGGCGCGGAAGCGCCAGAACCAGGCCAAGCAGUCGUGGCUGCUGCGCCUCUUCGAGUCCAAGCUCUUCGACAUCUCCAUGGCCAUCUCCUACCUGUACAACUCCAAGGAGCCCGGCGUGCAGGCCUACAUCGGGAACCGCCUGUUCUGCUUCCGCGACGAGGAGGUGGAUUUCUACCUGCCCCAGCUGCUCAACAUGUACAUCCACAUGGACGAGGACGUGGGCGACGCCAUCAAGCCCUACAUCGUGCACCGCUGCCGCCAGAGCGUCGACUUCUCGCUGCAGUGCGCGCUGCUGCUGGGCGCCUACUCCUCGGACAUGCACAUCUCCACGCAGCGCCACUCGCGCGGCACCAAGCUCCGCAGGCUCAUCCUCUCCGACGAGCUGAAGCCGGCGGGCAGGAGGAGGGAGCUGGGACCCCUGCCCGGCGCCGACACCGGCCUCUCGCCCUCCAAACGGACUCACCAGAGGUCCAAGUCGGACGCCACGGUGUCCAUCAGCCUCAGCAGCAACCUGAAGCGCACGGCCAGCAACCCCAAGGUGGAGAGCGAGGAGGGGGAAUUCUCCUCGAGUACGGAAAGCCUGGAUAAAUCCCUGGCUCCCCCGGCGCGGCUGGCCCCGGAGCGGGAGUUCAUCAAGUCUCUGAUGGCCAUCGGGAAGCGCCUGGCCACGCUGCCCACCAAGGAGCAGAAGACGCAGCGCCUGAUCUCGGAGCUGUCGCUGCUCAACCACAAGCUGCCCGCGCGCGCCUGGCUGCCCACCGCCGCCUUCCCGCACCACGUGGUGCGCGUGCCGCACUCGCAGGCCGUGGUGCUCAACUCCAAGGACAAGGCUCCCUAUCUAAUCUACGUGGAAGUCCUGGAAUGUGACAAUUUCGACACGGCGAAUGUCCCCGCGCGCAUCCCGGAGAACCGGAUCCGCAGCACGCGCUCGGCCGAGAACCUUCCGGAAUGCGGGAUGGGCCCGGAGCAGAGGGCCGGCAGCUUCAGCACCGUCCCCAACUACGACAACGACGACGAGGCCUGGUCCGUGGACGACAUCGUGGAGCUCCAGGUGGAGCUCCCAGAGAUGCACACCAACAGCUGUGACAACAUCUCCCAGUUUUCCGUGGAUUCCAUCACCAGCCAGGAGAGCCGGGAGCCCGUCUUCAUCGCCGCCGGAGACAUCCGGUGAGCUGCGGGAGAAUCGGGAAUUUCCGCUCGAAAAACCCGGAAUUCUGACAUGCCCCAGAGCAAAAAUGCAGGAAUUUUCCCUCGAAAA